Acanthopagrus latus (yellowfin seabream) is the source of this 4661-nucleotide messenger RNA. It is a transcript of the gene rspry1, whose product is annotated as ring finger and SPRY domain containing 1. The record is from RefSeq and is a predicted model, not a curated record. Gene Ontology annotation, molecular function: ubiquitin-protein transferase activity; protein binding. The transcript has 15 exons. Lineage: Eukaryota; Metazoa; Chordata; Actinopteri; Spariformes; Sparidae. Bases 582 to 2360 code for a protein of 592 amino acids. Gene Ontology annotation, cellular component: cytoplasm.
CAACGCUACGGAACUUAGCAAGCGGCUAGUGGUGUAGCGUCGUUAAAAUGUGUUAGCUUGCCGUCAUAUGUAUGUGCUGUUCGACUUCAAAAAAGGUCUGUUGUGGAAUAUAGACGGGUCUUGUAUGCGACUCCAUUACUCCGUUGGUGUUUGAGUACUACGCGUAGUUCGUUCCUUCUCACGUUAGCUAACUUGUGUAGUUUGACAGCAGGAUCAAAGAAGCUGCUAACCGGGCUAACAUAUAGCUGGUAAGCUACAACACAACACUGCUAGCUAGGUGUCUGUCUGUUUUGUUAACUACUUCGGUCUGGCUCCACUGCGUCUGAAUACCGCUGUUGUUAAAGAAAUAGCACAUAUGCAAGCCUUGGAUGAGACCUGUACCUGAGGUUGGGACUGUCUGUGAUGUUCAGAGCAUUUCUCCUUGCUUCAUCUGACCCCAUCUGGUCUCUUUAACCAGUCAUAUAUUAUUACUCUGAAAAAAGAAAUCCCAUAUCUCUGCUUGGCAACAGUAUGAUCAUUUACGCUGAUCCCACCCAGUCCACUGGGAGAAGAAUCCCCCCAAACCAAGCUCUCCAAAUGAUAUGAUAGUAGCCGCCUGGAUCACUUACUGUGCCUGCAGGAGCCUUGCACGGGUUCUGCUCUUCCUUUCCUCCUCAGACUCCCUUCCUCCAUUCUGGCAGACCCUUGCCACUGUGGUCUCUGGCACUGGAACCAUGGGUAACAGCUGUGUGUGCCGGGAGGACAGUGACUUGGAGGACCAUCACCAUGGGUCGACAAGGGCAACCCGAGGACAAGCUCGACGGGUGGAUCAUGCUACAGCCGCAGGUGUUGAUGCUGGAGAGGCUCGGAGCAGUCGGCCAAGGGACCCAGUCAGACCACCGCGCCGAGGGAGAGGACCUCAUGAACCAAGAAGGAAGAAGCAGAAUGUGGAUGGCCUGGUGCUGGACACGUUGGCUGUCAUCAGGACACUUGUAGACAAUGACCAAGAGCCCCCUUACUCCAUGAUCACCUUGCACGAGAUGGCAGAGACAGAUGAUGGUUGGCUAGAGGUUGUCCAGUCUCUGAUUCGAGUGAUCCCAUUGGAUGAUCCGCUUGGUCCUGCAGUGAUCACCCUUCUCUUGGAUGAGUGCCCCCUGCCCACCAAGGAUGCUCUCCAGAAACUCUCAGACAUGUUGAGUCUGAGUUCCGCUGUAGCACGACAGGAUGCUCUGAACCCUGCUAAACACAGAAAUACCACAGCUGUCCUAGGAUGUCUGGCAGAGAAACUGGCUGGUCCAGCCAGUAUUGGAUUGUUAAGCCCUGGAACCCUUGAGUACCUUCUAGAGAGUCUAAGCUCUGAGGCCCACCCUACUGUCAUGCUGUUUGCUCUCAUUGCUUUGGAGAAGUUCUCCCAGACCAGUGAGAAUAAACUGACAGUGUCUGAGUCGUGUAUCAGCAAUCGGCUCGCUGUGCUCGAGUCGUGGGCAGAGCAGCCUGACUAUCUUAAGAGGCAGGUCGGAUUCUGCUCACAGUGGAGCCUUGACAAUCUGUUCCUAAAGGAGGGUCGUCAGUUCACCUACGAGAAGGUCAACCUCACCAAUAUCAACGCUAUGCUCAACAGCAACGAUGUCAGCGAGUACCUCAAGAUCUCCCCAACUGGACUAGAGGCACGAUGUGAUGCCUCAUCCUUUGAGAGCGUCCGUUGUACAUUCUGUGUGGAUUCAGGCGUUUGGUACUACGAGGUGACAGUCAUUACAUCAGGAGUGAUGCAAAUUGGAUGGGCCACCAAGGACAGCAAGUUCCUCAACCACGAGGGUUAUGGGAUAGGAGACGAUGAAUACUCAUGUGCGUAUGAUGGCUGCAGGCAGCUCAUCUGGUACAACGCUCGCAGUAAACCUCACUCUCACCCCUGCUGGAAGGAGGGAGAUGCUAUCGGCUUCCUGUUGGACCUCAGCAAGAAGCAGAUGAUCUUCUAUCUGAAUGGACAUCAGCUGCCGCCAGAGAAACAGGUCUUCUCCUCGGCCACGUCUGGUUUCUUUGCAGCAGCCAGCUUUAUGUCCUACCAGCAGUGUGAGUUUAACUUUGGGGCCAAGCCUUUUCGUCACCCACCAUCUGUCAAGUUCAGCACCUUCAAUGACUUCGCUUCACUGCUGCCCAGUGAAAAGAUCAUCCUACCCAGACACCGGCGUCUGGCCUUACUAAAGCAAGUUAGCAUCCGAGACAACUGCUGCACGCUGUGUUGUGACGUCAUGGCUGACACAGAGCUGCGGCCCUGUGGACAUGGUGGUAUGUGUAUGGAGUGUGCCUUACAGUUAGAGACGUGCCCGCUGUGCCGCCAGGACAUCCAGACCCGCGUCAGACUCAUUGCACAUGUCUCCUGACACACUUCCUGCCCCUCAUCCAAUAAGGAGAGACACACAAGCCCUACGGCCUCCUCCUCCUCCUCUAAUCCCCUCUCACCCGAUAGGGCUGUGAGGAAGGUGCCACAGCAUUGUGAAGAUACCAGAACUGGAACUUCUGGUAAGAGGAGGCGACGAUGGAGAGGUGGAGACAAGAACGAGAGGAGAUGAGAGGAGGGAAAUUUCAAUCACAUCUGGAUCCCCAGGAUCUUUCCCUUAUUUCCUUACAUCUCCUCUUUUGUAUCCUUCUGACAACUCACUGCAGAAGCUGGGCCAAGGAUCGUCAACUUUCUACCAUCCGUGUGUUUUUCAAACAAAAACGGCAGAAGUGAGGAGCAGAAACAUUUUGUCCAGACAGACCAAAACUUCUCAUCUGCAAGCCCCUGCGUAGAGUUAUCAGACAUCCUUUCCUUGAUAUAAAGAUCCCACUGCGCUUUCAGCCCAGAGGCUACUACUAUUUAAUCCCAUCAAUGUCAUGCACAUGUCUGCGGAUCUGAAAAGGUUGAAUAGCAGAAAAGAGAGUAUUAAACCCAAGGUACAGAUAAAUUUGAGAUAUAGCUCAUGUUCUUGUUUUGGGGUAUAGAAGUGUUAUCGAGGUAGCAUUUUCAGUCUCUUUUCUCAAGCUUGUACCAACACCUGUCCUUUGGGCAGCUUGUAGAAGUAGUCAUGGGGUUCAGUUUUAUGAUCUGGUUAACAAAAGCAAAAUUAAAAAAUCAAAUCAGAUUUUAUACCACAGAGAACAUUAGUGACAAAUUUCUUGGUUUACGACCAUUUAAAAAAAAAAACCCAAAUACUUGAAUCUUUAUUAGGACUAAUUGAUUUUCAGCACGGCUGACCCUGCUGCUUUUUGUGCUUUAUUGUCUUUGCUCAGAUGUUGAUAUUUCAUGAGUCUUGGUCACGUAUGUAACAGCCACAACAAAUAAAGAUACAGGGAUUAGAAUUACAGGAAGUUCAGUAAAUUAAAUCACAUGUUUGUUUGUCAUAAGUGCAUAUGUUUGAGGAAACAGUUAGGUGUGUACAAUUGAAUUUCCAACACCUUCACCCUCUGAAAUAAUCUGGGAUUGCUUGAUUGGUGCUAACAAUUUGGCAACAACUUGUAAUGAAGCUCCACCAAGAGCCAUGCUCAUUUGAGGGGCAUUGUAAGUAAAUAUGUCUUAAUUUUUGGUUGUGGUGAUAAACAUGUGCGUCUGUAUCAAGACGACUUUUUUUCAAUCCACAAGAUGUGAUUUAAUUUUUAUUUUAUGAUUGGAGACCACCGAUGUAGAGACUUGGCUACAGUACAGCUGGUUUUGUUGAUUGACAGUGUUGUAUUAGCCAGUAAGUAAAUCAUUUAAAAACAAAUGUGAAAUGUUUCAGUGAAUCAUUUUUCCCGUUAUAUCAGUUGACCAAAUUCUUAAGAUGCUGUCAUUUUGAGUCUGAUUUGGCAUUGGAAUACUUGACAUACAUUAGCAAAGAAACUACCCACAGCACACUAACAUCACCAAGAGUGUGGGCUUCAGCACAGAAACAAAUCUAUUCGCGUUUCACUUGCUACACAUCACAGGACUCUUAGUGGGACUUCUUGUAUAAGGAAUUGAUCUUGUCAAACAAGUUUGUCAGAUUGGAAGUGUAUCUUCCAGUUGAUGGGCUCAGACUGACUAAAAUGUGGUUUCCCUCUCUGUGCUUUAUAUAACAUGGCCCAUCUCACUUCUUUCAUUCUGCCAUUUUUCAUCUUCCUUCUGUCUUUAUAAGAACCUCAUGUUUUCUGUAUCUUUCUGUCCGUCCUUUACUUGAAACAUCUCUGGGUUGACUGACUGACAUUUGUAUUGGUAAAAAGUGUUGAAAUGAACAUGUGAGAGAAAUUCUGAUAAAUAGAAAAAAUGUGGUUGUACAAUUUUAAAAAGAAAAAUCAAUGUCAUUUUAAAUUAUCACAAUUGAUGAUUAAGAAUUUAUUUUGGUCAAAUUGUUGAGUUGCUACUCCAGCAAAUUGCAUGAACAGGGUCUGUAAAAUCAUUCGAACUAUACUGGAAUGAUUUCUAAAAGAUAACAUGCCUCUCUGAGUGUGACAAAAGACUGGUCUGUUCACUGUUCGAUAUCUUGUAUUUCCUCAUGCACCUUAUACAUGCAGGUGAGAGAAAUGAUAUGGUUGUCUCCGCAAUUGGAGAUGAAGUUCAGGAAUAAGUUGUGAGUUGUAUUUAAAACAUCUAUAAAGGAAUUUUGCCCCAGAGUUCCCAAAGAUGUGAUUGAUUGAAGAAUUGUUGUUUCCUGGAUUGUGAUAUUUGUAAUAAAUGUAUGUACAUGUGA